AACAAACACAAGCCCUGGAUUGAGACAUCAUACCAUGGAAUCAUAACUGAAAACAAUGACACUGUAAUUUUGGAUCCUCCCCUUGUUGCUUUGGACAAAGAUGCACCCGUUCCCUUUGCAGGUGAAAUCUGUGCUUUUAAAAUCCAUGGACAAGAAAUGCCCUUUGAAGCUGUUGUGCUAAACAAGACAUCUGGAGAAGGCCGUCUUCGAGCAAAAAGUCCUAUUGACUGUGAACUGCAGAAGGAAUAUACAUUCAUCAUCCAGGCCUACGAUUGUGGAUCAGGACCAGGUGGAACAAACUGGAAGAAAUCUCACAAGGCAGUGGUCCAUAUCCAGGUAAAGGAUGUCAAUGAGUUUUCACCAGCUUUCAAGGAGAGUGUGUAUAAGGCCACCGUGACAGAGGGAAAGAUCUAUGACAGCAUACUGCAGGUAGAAGCCAUCGACGAGGACUGUUCCCCACAGUACAGCCAGAUCUGCAAUUAUGAAAUUGUCACAACUGAUGUUCCUUUCGCUAUCGACAGAAACGGUAACAUCAGAAACACUGAGAAACUGAACUAUGAUAAACAGCACCAGUAUGAGAUAAUGGUAACAGCUUUUGACUGUGGGCAAAAACAUGCAACGGAAGACGUCUUAGUACGAGUUAAUGUCAAACCAGUGUGCAAACCAGGCUGGCAAGACUGGAACAAACGGAUUGAAUACAAGCCGGGAUCUGGCAGCAUACCUUUGUUUCCCAGCAUUCGUCUAGAAACGUGUGAUGGGCCAGUUUCCUCAAUACAUACCACGAUUGAAUUACAGACCAAUUACAUUGGAAAGGGCUGUGAUCGUGAAACAUACUCAGAAAAAUCUCUGCAGAAAUUAUGUGGAGCUUCCUCAGGUGCCAUUGACCUGUUACCAUCUCCCAGUGCAACAACGAACUGGACAGCUGGGCUUCUCAUGGAUAACAAUGACAUGAUUUUUAAAUUUGAUGGAAAGCAAGGAGCCAAAAUCCCAGAUGGAAUAGUCCCAAAGAAUUUAACUGAUCAGUUCACCAUCACUCUUUGGAUGAAACAUGGACCUAGUCCGGGAUUAAGAGCUGAGAAAGAGACUAUUCUCUGCAACUCUGACAAGACCGAGAUGAACCGCCAUCACUACGCCCUGUACGUGCACAACUGCCGCCUGGUAUUUCUGUUGCGCAAAGACUUUGACCAGGCUGACACCUUCCGUCCUGCGGAGUUCCACUGGAAACUGGAUCAGAUUUGUGAUAAAGAAUGGCAUUACUACGUUGUCAAUGUUGAGUUUCCUGUGGUCACCUUAUACAUGGAUGGAACAACGUAUGAACCUUACCUGGUGACCAAUGACUGGCCAAUCCACCCCUCACACAUCGCCAUGCAGCUCACGGUUGGCGCUUGUUGGCAAGGAGGAGAAGUCACCAAGCCCAGAUUCGCUCAGUAUUUCCAUGGCAGCUUGGCCAGUCUCACUAUCCGGCCAGGCAAAAUUGAGAGUCAGAAAGUGAUUUCCUGUUUGCAGGCCUGCAAGGAAGGGCUGGAUAUUAAUUCUCUUGAGAGUCUUGGCCAAGGAAUAAAGUAUCACUUCAACCCUUCCCAGUCAGUCCUUGUCAUGGAAGGAGAUGACAUUGAGAAUAUAAAUCAAGCUCUCCGAAAGGUCUCAUACAUCAACUCCAGACAGUUUCCUACUGCAGGUGUACGACGUCUCAAAGUCUCAUCUAAAGUCCAAUGUUUUGGUGAAGAUGUCUGCAUUAGUAUCCCAGAUAUAGAUGCGUAUGUAAUGGUGUUUCAGGCCAAUGAGCCCAAGAUUACAAUAAGUGGGAUGGACCACUUUGCUAGACCAGCUGAACAAUUUGAAAGAGGUGUUAUUUUGUUACCUGACAUCAGGAUUGUCAGCACAGUAACCAAAAUGGAGCAUCCAGUGGACUCAAAAGAACAUGACAGAGCCAAUAAGCCAGUGGUAUUAGAGGAAAUGCUCCACAACUUGGAUUUCUGUGAUGUUUUGGUCAUUGGCGCAGAACUAGAUCCUGAACAAGAGUGUUUAGAACUAGAUCAUGUGGAGCUUCAAGGAAAACAUCUAGAUGCCACAAAUUCCACAGCAGGAUAUUCAAUUUAUGGUGUGGACAGCAUGCACAACUACGAACAAGUUCUUCGGCAGAUUCGGUAUCGGAACUGGUACACCUCUGCCACCUUUGACAGGAAGUUCAGAGUCAAGUGCUCAGAGCUGAAUGGACGCUACACCAGCAAUGAAUUUGACUUGGAGGUUAAUAUUCUACACAGCUCCAACUCCAACUUCAUGGACCAGGUAAAUCAUAUGAUAGUAGAACCGCAAUUUCUCCAAUCUGUCCACCACCCAGAGGAAAGCAGAAGUGCUGUUCACAACUCAGUUGUUCCCAGUGUGGCUACUGUUGUUAUCAUAAUCUGUGUGAGCAUUCUCAUUUUCAUCGUAACCUUGGGGGUCUAUCGAAUUCGGACAGCUCAUCAGCGCAGCCCCGGAGACAACGACGGAAGUAAAGAAAAUGAAAUGGAUUGGGAUGACUCUGCUCUGACUAUUACCGUCAACCCCAUGGAGAAAUAUGAAAAGCCUCACCAGACAGAAGAGGAGAGUGAGGAAGAAGACAUAGAAGAUGAAGAUGAAGACACAACCAGUGCUGAAUCAGAUGAAAGUGAAGAAGAGGAGGAGGAGGAGGAGGAGGAGGAGGAGGAGGAGGAGGAGGAGGAGGAGGAAGAGGAAGUGAUUGUCCAAAAGGGAGACAAACAGAAUGUCACCAGGCAAGAGCAGUUGGAGUGGGAUGAUUCAACCCUCCCGUACUAACAGCCCUUCAGCCACAUUGCUCUUUUGUAACAACCAAUACAAUGCUUUUUCAGAGUCUAUGAAUUCAUUGACAGGAUUUGAACUUCUGCUUGCCUAUAGCUCUUUUGCCUAAAAUGACCUUGUUGUACGAAUUGAUAAUGAUAGAACUGACCCUUUUCUUACAAAGCCUGGAGAAGACAUGGUACAAACAUACUGGCAUCACCAGUGCUAGAGUAAUCUAGAACUUGAUCUGUUAGCAAGCAUAGUUCUCCAUUUCCUGUUUCUCUACCACAGAUAGGUGACAAAAGUCCUGUCACUCAAUCCAUAGAGGGUUUUUGCCUUUGCUAUUUUUUUCAUACAGGAGAGAUUUCAGCUUGUUAUGGAGAAUUACUUGUGUGGGUCUAAAUAACAGUUGCCAUUUGACUUCACACUCUUACAGGUGUAAAAUAUAAUCCACCUUCAAAUUGGGGCAGUUUUAGUGCUACAGGUGACAGAGACUGAAUUCCAUUUGUCGUCUUGUCCUGCCUUCUUGGAUGUUAACUGUCUUCUACAAGGAAUAUCUAGGACUUGGCACAGGAUGCAUGUGUGCCUGUAUAGAAGUGGACAGUGUAUUUUUCAGGCAUGCUGUCAGAACCCUUGGGAUUUUAUCCAACCCACCCGUAGAAACUUAAGAGAGUUUAAAAAAAAAAACCAGCAACAAUAAGGGGCUGCUGCAGAUUACAAAAAAGACCCCAAAAUCAUUCUGUGUCCAGAGACUGAGUAAUAGGAUCUUAUGCAAACUGUAAAUUCUAAUGGGAUUGAUUUACUGAAAACCUGUAGAGCUUCUCAUUAGUUAUGGAUUGAGCAAUUUGCAGCAAAUCGAUGUUUUAAACUGUCUGUCUUGUAAAAUCAUUACCUUACUGCAGUACCUUACUGAGGUAGUGGAAAAUAAGUGACUCCAUUAUUCCAUAGCUAUGUACGGUUGGAUUUAAACAAUGAUUUUACAUGAGGAAAAUGUCCCCUUUUGCUUUAGUGAUUGCCAGCUGGAAUUCCUGUCUGACUGUAUUCUAUAAAACAUUAUGCCCUAUUUCUUCUGUACCCUUACCCACCUAUGAGUGGCACAAGAGAAAAUGGCAACAUACAGAACUGUCAGCUCUCUUUUGUGCUUAUAAUUCUCCCUUAUUUCUUCUUCCUGAAGCCAUUAAUGUUGAGGAAAGGUUUUAUAAAGUAGAACAAGAACAAAUAAAACCUACCUGGAACCAAAAGAAGUGAAAACAAAAACAAAACUCUUAGAGGCUGAGAGAGUAUUUUAGUUUGUUAUGGUAACACAGCAUAUUUUUCUUAAACACUGUUUAAAAAGAAAAAAAAAAAAAGAAAAGCUACAUACAACGUGUUGAUAAGUCUGUGUGGUGUGGGUUUUUUUGUCCCCUCCCCUCAAUUACCUUUGCAUCUUCAAAUGCUCUGCAUACCAAAUGAUGCAGCACUUGCUAGGAUAACUGCUCUAAUGCAUAAGAAACCAAAAUGGCAUGGAAGUGAAUGCUGCCUAGUGGCUUCUCUGUUUUCUUUCUAAGUACUUCCUUUUCUUUACCAUUUCAUCAUUGACUUUAGCUUUUGUAAUUUGCUGUUUAAAAUUAUCUGCUUCCUCUUCUCCUCUCUCCCAGAAAAACAAGCAGUCUUCCUGAGCACCCAUAAAUGUUAGUUGAUAUUGCAAAGAAAAGAGUAAAUUCAGCCACCUGGAGAUUAUCCAUCUCCCUCAACACUAAAUUAUUAGCAGCUCCUGAACAUCUUGGAAUAUAGAGAAUAUAUUGUGGUUUGGGGGGGUUCUUUUAAUUCCAGUUUCUGCAACAGAUAGUUGCGGGGAAAGAUUUACAGCAACUAGAUCUUGUCAUUUAAUAACUAGAAAAUAAAUGAAAAAACCUCUAAAUUCUUUUUUAAAUUAGAGAUCUUCAUGCUCUUCUUUGUUGUGCCAAUAAUUGUGUUGGCAUAUGAUUGUUAAGACUGGCACUAAAAAAGUUUUCUUAUGUGAGCAGUUGUGUUUUAUUUCUAUUUUGGUCUCACAUGUAUUGAACAUACAAGAAUAUUUGCAGAAUCAAGCCCACAUAAAUGCAGUUUAGCUGCAAGAAUAAAGAUUGUAAAAUUGCCAAAAAAAUUCUGUUCAAUAAAAAAUUAGUUUUAAAAUUUCUGAAUAUCUUUAACAUAAAUUUUGUUAGAUCAUUUCCUAGCAUCUUACUAUCCUAAAUAACAAAAUAUUUUUUGUUAGUGACAUGAAGCAGGCUCUUCAUGAUGAUUGUUAUCAGCACAUAUCAGCAAAGCUUUCUGCUCAGAAAAAAAUAGAUUUAAAAUUAAAAGUAGAUAUUUAAAAGGCAAUUUAAGAUUUAAAACUGGACUUAAAUUAUUUUUAAAGUUUUUUGUUAUUCCUGAUUAUUAUUAUUUCUGUUAUUACAGCAAACAUUAGGGCAACUUGAAAACAGCAAUUUACAACCUUAUUGACAGCCUUCAAUUCUUUUAUAUGUUCAUGUCUUCAUCAGUGUGUUUCUCCAUCUAAUAGAUUUUUAUCUUUUUGUUACUGGAAGCAAAUCUUUUCAGGUUGUACUGGUACACUACACAAGAAGCAAACAAAGUAUUUUCUCUACUGUAAAUAAACCUACAUUUUUAAACCUAAGCAAAGUAAUACAGGCACGUGUGUUAUCGCUAAAAUUUGGUUUGCAACAAGAUAUUCAGCAAACUAAAAUGUAUCACUGUACUUAUUUUAGAUUACUCAUUGGAGCGUGUUAUGCAGCAUUUUUCAUUCAAAUAAACAGAAAACUCCUUUUCACAAAAUGUUAGUGAGAAUGAGAUACUUCUUCACAAAAAAAAAAAAACCUUGGAAUUAGAAUAUUCAUGUAGAAGUUGACAGCAAUCGCUUCAUGAGCAAAAGCCUACUAGUAGAAUAACACAGAAAUACCGCUUUUUUGACAUAAUGUUAACAAUAUUUCUUCCCCUCCAUUAAUUAUUUUUUGAUGUAAACUACAUGCUUAAAACCAAACCAGAACAUAUACACAUAUGUUUGCAAAGGUGGCUUUUUCUGACAAGGCAGCCUUAAUACAUGACAUCAGGAGUCUGUCUAAAAUGCCAUCACAUCAAUGAAUGUCAGUCUUUAGAUUUUUUUAAAGUCUAAUCUAAGGCUGGGAAAAGCUGCAAGACCUACAAAUGCAAGUUCAAGAUGGUGAUACACUCUGUUAUCUGCAUUAAUAGAACUUACUAAGUUGCUUUUUGUGGUCAAUACCUCAGAUUUGUUUUUCAUGUCUAACUCCUCCACAGGUAUUUUAUCUUUGCAAGAAAACAUUAAAACAUUUACUGCAUUGGCUGAUACCAGUUCAAAUUACAAAUAGACGUGUAGAGUUCAUGACACCUUUAACACUAAUUAAAAUAAAAUGCUGUUAUUUGUUCAUUCAAACAGGCAAUAGUAUCCUGCAAUGCUGGCUCGACUGCUCUUGAACUGGUGAUGAUCUCCCUGGCUGAGGGCUAAUGGGAAGGUGCAGUUUAUUUCCCUUUCUGGGGUGUUGGUGCUGGGCUUGCUGCGAGCACAUGCAUCCUUCUUACUUCAUUCAGGAGAAAAGUAAGACUCAGAAAAGGUUAGAGGGUUAUAAAGUUCCUCGGGUGGGGAGGAAAUCCACUGUCUCCAUUGCAGGAGCUCUCCUUACCUGACCCUAAGCUGAAAAUAACAUCAUGGGACAUUAGUAGCCCCAGGUUAAGGACUGAUCAGAGGGUACUUCAGUAGCAGCCUUACCAUAGUUUGGCAACCCCUUUUGAGCCCUGCACCUAAUUUAUGUCUCAGUUGUCUCUUUCUUUGACCUAUAACCCAAGAGGCAGCUCUAAUGCUCUUACCUGGUGGGGAUGCCAGCAGGCUGGGACGUGACACUUCCUCUUCUGGAAGUUUUGGUGCCAGCACAUGCACCGGGAUGAAUACACCUCUGGAUGAUCCCUGUAGCUGCUGACCUUUACUUAUUAUCUGGAUAAGGCAAUUCUCAUACCCCAGUUGGGCAAAUCUAAGGGAGAGAGAGAAAUUAAAAAAAAAACAAAACAAAAAAAACUCCAUUCAUCUCCACCAUCAUCCAUGCUUAGGAGAAGAGGAGGCUGAGAGACUUUACUGAUGUGAUAAUGGGUAACAGUCUGCUAGGAUGGAUGCACGGAGCUGCUUCUGGUAUCCUGAAAUAUACAUUAAAAUACCAAAAUAAAGGAUGUUUGCAAAAGCAUAUGGAUACAUAGAGAGUGAGAAUAUCUCCAGGACUUCAAAAAAGCCUCUUCUUGCCUUAAUUCAGACAUGCUGACUAGAUUAAAUGGCUCAAUACCAGUAUAUCCCCACCAUGCAAUGCUUAUUGCAAAUGACAAUAAAACCUCAUAGUAAAAUACAAUUUACAUAUAAGCAAUUUCCAGGAAUCUAGCAAAGAUCUGCCAAAGGAGCCAAGUGCUAAAAAUCUUAAUGUCUGACAUCGUGGCUAACAUCUUAAUUUUUUUUCUUGGCAAAUUUGCUUCACCUCUCUGGUGUGUAGCUGUUUCCUGGAUGUAUACUGUGUACUACUUCUGUACUACUCUUAAAGAAACCAAUAGAUUAACAGUAAGAGAACAGCUCAUUUGGCAGAAAAACAUACAUGUCAUAGCUUGUGAAAACAGGUGUCUUAAACAUACUUUGGUAUUUGUUUUUGGAUGAAAUCCUGGUGCUGAAAAAGAAUCUGAAUGUCAGGAAUCCAAAUUUUGGACAAAUAUUGAGAGUUGCCAGACAGAAAUAACAGUGAUAUGAGCAGAAUUUUGCAAAAUCAUACACAAACCAAUAUAUUGCAUUGCAUAUAUUUAAUAAUUUACAUACAUAUAAAAUUUAAGUAAAAUCGUAUGUAUGUGUAUAUACAUGUAAAAUAUAUUAUCUGUAUUGAAAAUACACCUUGUGUUUGACUCCAGCAUUUCCAGGUAGUCUCAGAGCAACUCCAGAUAUGCUGUCUGAAUCCAUUCAGGUUCAUAGAAAAUGCUGGAUAAAAGUAUAUAGCAUCUGUACCCUUAAAAUGGGCCAAUUUACAGCUUUUUAGGAUCCCAGUCAGAUGCUACUCAUCUUGCUGGCUAGCUGGAAAUGGCCAAUGAGCUCUGAUUCUGCCCUGAUAAAAUUACUGAACAAAAAAAAGUUGAAAUAUCUGGGAGAACCUGGAUGUGCAGUAGCCUCAUCUUGAUGUUUCACUUACUUUUGACUUUAAGCCUUGGGAUGAAUACACCUCUGGAUGAUCCCUGUAGCUGCUGACCUUUACUUAGUAUCUGGUUAAGGCAAUUCUCAUACACCAGUUGGGCAAAUCUAAGGGAGAGAGAGAAAUUAAAAAAAAAAACAAAACAAAAAAAACUGUCAAAGCAAAAGUAAAAGCACCUUUGAAAUGAAUAAAAACAUUACUGUCAAUUGUACAUAAUGCUGAGCUAAAUAUGAUCUUCCUCAUGGUUCAACCAGUAUCACCAGCCAUAUAAUAGCAUUAGGUUUCUGCCUCUUCAGGAUUCGGUCAUGCCCCUGUCUCGCUGCCCACAGCCCACAAACCUCACACAGUACAAGUGCUGCUCCAAAUGGCCAUAAGACUGACAGCCACCCCUGGCCCUCAAAGAUUUAGAAGUUGCCAAAAAUCAUCAACACUCCCAUGCUUAUGUCCAAACUAUGCAACAGUUUCCAAUCGAAUAUAAACAUUUUCCAUAGCACCCAGGAGCAAGCAGUUAUCCUGUACAAUCUUUGUACAUUGGGUCUUUUAUUUUUUUUUUUUUUUUUUUUUAGAUAGCAGUGUGGGGCAUGUUGUAAGGUGAAAUGUAUCAGGUCCCUUAAUGCUGAAUGUUUCAGAUUUCCAGUGAAGGAGAUGACAGUCUCAGAUGAACCCACUAAAGAAAGUGUAUCCAGUGAUCAGAGUAUUUGCUUUAGCACUCGACUGUUUUGUUAUUUGUGUUUAGGUUUUUUUAGUUAGUCUCUACAGGAAUCCAGAUUUUUUUUCAUUAGUGUGGAAAAUAAAGACAAGUUUGAAAGAUGACCACAAAAGCUACAGCAGAGUAACAGAGUAAAACACACACUCUGUUAACACACCCAAUCCAAAGAAAUAUUUCUGCUAAAUCUGUCAGGUAAAUUACUCCAUCAAUAUGUCAGAAAGUAAUUAUACUUCAUUACCUUUGUAUAAGUAGUAAGAUACAAGCCUGGCGUGUAAUGGGUUUUUUUUCUGGGCUUCUCCCCGCCCCCCAAAGAAGACAGAAUCAUAAAAAUAGACAUUCAUAAUGCUCCAACAGAGCAAAGUGAAAGGGGAGCAAGAGCUUUCAUUUCAUAAAACUCUGUCUAACAAAGAUUAUAAAACAAUAAACAAUUCUCACCCAUAUUAUUGAAGCUUAACACAAGAAAAUGAAUCCAAGAGGUCUUGUAUGUUCAUAAUUUCAUUCCUGGUGAUGAAAAAACCGUUACCAGAUCAGGUCCCCGGCUUCCCAGGAGGCAUUUUGCUGCCUUUUGGAUGGAUAAGUAUCGACAGUGGUUCACUAGUUACAGUUUCCAUUUCUCUGCUUGUAAAUAGGAAUAAUGAUACUGAGCUCCUUUGCAGAGCACUGGGAGCCCUGGAGAUGGAAAGCACUGUCAAGGAGCUUGGUGGUGUUACGAUUCAGUAAUUCUGUUGCAGCUCUACUCACAGCCCUCCAUUGUGGAGCACCCUGUGCACAGGCAAAACGAAUGACACAAUGGUUACAGUCAAGAGCUCUGGGCUCCUGUUUCAUUAGUUAUCGCCUAGGAAGAAACACAAUAGUCUGAAACAUUACAAACAUUUAAAACAAAGUUUGGAGUUCAUUCCUAUUUUCAAUUCAUGUGGAAAUCGUGCAUUCAUCAGCUGUUGAAGCUACGGGGCCAUGUAUUGUCAGUAUUUAUGCCUCUGCUGAGGACAAAGAAGCAGAAGAAUUUUUUUUCCCAGCCAAGUACAUUGUAGGAUAAAAGAGUGCAGCUUUCACUAGGUGAGGUGCAUAAAGGCUGCCAAAUGCAAAGAGAAACUGUCACCAAAUGGGGGACAAAGGUUUUACAAUUGUAUUCUACCCUUAUACUUCAGAAACCCAGAAAAUUUCAUGGGAGUAAAAGGCCUUUCUGCUGCCCUAACUAUUCAUUUUGUAUAAAUCUGGAUACAGCUUGGGGUUUUCAGAGGCCUUUAACUUCCUCACUGGAUAUAAAGUUCAUUCAGCUUCCUGUUGGCAUGUUAACCCAUAAAGUAUUUUUUGGCAGAAAUUUUCAGGCUAUCUUAAGGAAGAAAACCACCCAAACAAAUUGUUAAAAUGAUAAUAUUUUUCCCUUUUCUUUCUACUCUGCCUAUAUAAACAGAUACCAAGGACUUGAUCAGAUAACCCUGAUCAAGUUUGUGACACAAAUGACAUUUCAAACCAGUACUGAAAUCAGCAACAAAUUCUUGUUUACAAUCUGCUUAAUGUGCACACAUAUAGAUGAGAAGGUGGAUGGUUGUUUUAUCUCAGCAUGUUCUUUGGAAUGUGGAAUGGAUCAAUUGCAGUCAGAUAUUUUAGAAAAUUGAAGUAUCAUUUAGGGAAGAGUGAAAGGGGAGGUAGGAAAGAAUAAUGCAUGAAUAACAGACAGAAAAGCAUUAAAGUUUCUAGUUGAUGUGAAAAAAGCUGGAAUUUAAUCAUCUAGAAAUGAGAGAUUAAAAGCUUGGCAAAUGGUAAGAAAAUGGAAACCUGUUCUUUUCAUGUCCAGAAAGGACAGCUGUCAGCUAUCAACAAGAAGGAAAAUGGGUAGAGGAUGUUGAAGGGUCUGAGAUGACCACGUGUGUAUAUGAGCACACACAUAAGUGUAUUUAUCCAAAAAAAUCACCUAAUCAUGCCCAGCACAGAGGUGGUGGUUGUAGUAAUGAACUAGAACCUUAAGUUACAGAGCACAGUUGCUGCUGUCUGUAGCUGCUUCAUUAGUUCCACUUACACCACCUCCAGCAGCGCUGGGAAGGGAGCAGGACCGUGACAAAUAUUGCUGGACUGUGCCUGCAUUAAAUAGGAACUGCUUUAGGGCCAAGGCAGGCCCACGGUGAUUUGGGCCAAAACGUCUUGUCUGUAGUGACUCAAAUUUAAUGGUACAGUUGCCAUUUAAAUUACAUUUUAAUUUGAGGUAAGAAACAGAACUUUUCUACACAAGACAACUGCGUUAAUUAGUUUCAGAGAUUUUCUACAACCAACAUACUCCAUGGAUUGGAUGAGGAACCGGGAACACCCAAGAAAGACUGUACUCCAUGUUGCAAAGGCCCUUAAGUAAACUUCUUGUAAUGAUCCAAUUUCCUAAGUGACCACAUAGUUAGGAAUCUUGAUUUUUGAAAAUACACAAGAUACAAAAAAUUUUCAAGGAUAACAAUCAUCCCUGCAAAAUUCUGAGACCUGAAGCUAUCUCCAUUUUGAAGCAUGUUUAUUGUUAGAUCUUCCACAAACUGAUCCAAAAAAUGUGAGGUACAUCUCAAAAGAUGAGGUUUUUUAUAUUCUGUUGUAAAUAACACACCACCAGAAUCUCGAGUAAGUACUUGAUGCUGGUUAACAGGCAGUUCUGUUCAAAGGGUCAUUGCAACAGGGAUGGUAAUACCUGAGUGGGUUAUCGCUUUGCAGAGUAAUACACACAAUGGUCAGGAUUCCUAAUAAUGGUUUCAUCUAAAUUUCAAUGUGUUUAGAAGUUGCUGCUAGACUCAUUAAAUCCUAGAAAUAAAGAUUAGUAGACAGGAAAAAAAAAGUAGUACAGGUAGAGUAUUAUGCUAACGGUGCCGAAUUGUUCCCUAGAAUAUAUUUUCUAGUGUUAGGGGUGGGGUGUUUCAACCUACUUAAAUGUUUCUAAGCCUGGGGCUUCUACUUCUUCCCUUGGGAGAUUAUUCUAGAGUCUAUUAGAAUUCACCAUUAGAAAGCUUUUCCUGAUAAUGAAUUUAAAUAAUCCUUUUUGUAAUUUUUAUCUCAUUAGUCCCAGUUAUACCCUUUUGCACCACCCUAAAUAAUUCCUCUAACCAUGAUUUAUAUCCUUUGAAUAUUUUUAGAUAGUUAUCAUGUUCGUUGCCUUUGGUGAUUGAUUAGAGAAACUAUGAAUCCUUCCCUCCUCCUUCCAAUUCACUCCUUCAGUCUCAUCUUUCCUUACCUUUUCAUGUAAUGUCAUUAAUAGACAAACUAAAAAAAAAAAAGGUAUUUCCUUAAAUUAGUCAUGGUCAGUUCAGUCAAAGUGCUUUGUGUUGGUGUGUGUGUCACUGCGUAGUUUGUCAAAGGUUAAACAAUAAAUUUAUAUUGAAACUUGAUUUUUUAAAAAGUCUUUGCUGUAAUCUAUGGAUAACUUCUGAUAUAAUAUGAAUUUUGCAGUGUCGCUAUGAUUAAACAAAGCCAACCAAUAAACAUUAGAGCCAAUCAAACAAUAACACAAGGUAGUAAUUUGUUAAAAUUUAGAUUGUCAUCAUUAAUUUGAAAACAGACAUUGUCAUUCAUGUGCCCAUGCUUUUAAGUGUCCCUACUAUUAGCAGUAACUAUUACCAAUUCAUUGCUUUAAGACAGAUUAGUAUAUGUUGUUUCUCCUCAAAUCUCAUUGGCCAAAUGCACCUAUUUUCUCAAACAAGUACUCAAGAUUUCUAGCCAUAUGUUAACUGCUGCAAAGAAAUAGAAUUGUGCCAGCUUUUCUGAGUACUGCCAUGCCUAACAUUAUAUUUCAAAUUUGCAGUGCAUUUAUGGUCUCUGACUGGCUGGAUGACUAUAUGGGUAGUUUUCAAGCAUAUUUCAAGGCAACCUCUGUUCUCUAGCUCAGAAGCCCAAAAGCACAGACAAACAGGAAGGAUGUACAAAGCCAUCUUGGGCCUUUUAAUUGAUGCAUUUCCUUCUACCCCAACCUUCUGUACCUGAGAGCCAAAACAGAACUGAAAUCCUUAUGCUCAAAGACCCACUGCAUCCCUAAGCCCUGAGUGAAAUAAAACCACCUUCCUCAUUUGCUCUAAAAGGAUUGAUUGUAGAAGAGAGAGCAGGCACACUAAGCCUUCCAGUGUUGACUUAAGGGUACUAUACACUUCCCUCAGCACAUCUCUGUCCCUCAGAGGUGUCAACUAGCAUUGUAAAAUAAUGCUGUAGGGAAUGACGAAUUGCUAUCAGAGGGUUUAAGUCACAUGAUAGAACAAAGAUGUGGCAUUGGCCAAUACAAUGGAUGAGGAAAAUUAGUGGAAAUCCCUUUCAAUUUGCUACAAAACUCCAUUUCAUUAUAGUUUCCUGUCCGCCUCUGCCCACCUUUCCAAAACCAGUCAUUGCAUGAAAAGUCUAAUAGAUGAGGUGGGGAGAUGAUUAAGCCUUGCAAGGUGAGGUUGCAAUGCAAAGGGAGAGGAAAAGAAGAGGAAUUCCUGAGCAAGGAACUGUAAAACACAAGUUAAGUUGUGAUGAGCAGGGGAGCAGAAUUCAGACAUUCACCCUGAAUAUUGCUGGAGUUCGGUGGGAGGGGUUGUUUCUAGUUAGAAUUAACCAUAUGGUUAUGAAAUAUAUGUUAUUGAGAGCGUAGGAUUUUGAAGAGCUGAGAAAUAAUCUCAUCACGCUGAAUCUAACAGCUCUGAUCUUUAAUUGACUGGGACAAUCCUAUUUUAUAUUUCAUCAUAGCUUGAAGUAAAAGCCAUGCUUCAUUUGCCUGCAAAAAUGUAGAACUUUUCACACACAGUUCACUUUUUCCCAGAUUUGCUUCCAUGUUGGUGCAUUAGUUCUCGUUGAGGAGCAGUACCUGCAGUUGGAUGUAUUUUAUAGCUUGGGAUUGCCUCCUAGCAGUCCAAUCUCUGUGUAGCUGUGGCCACUUCUCUUGCUAAUAAAAAAUAUGCCAGAUGGGAUUCAAAUAAACUUAUCCUGUAUGGUUGUGACCCCUUAAGUGUGUUUCAAAGCAACAGAUUCUUCAGUUCAGGAGAGAUGCUCAUUAUAUAAAAUAUCUUAAUGUAUAUGUGAAACAAUCAUAAAUCACAUCUUGAAAUGUCUUGUUGCAGAUGCUAAAUGCGUUUAUGAAAGUGUGAAUCUAUACAAUUUAUGCAGAAUGACGAAUUAAAUGACUAUAUGCAAUUAAAAAGGUGAAUUUGAACUGAAAAUGAUUUUUGAACACAGAUACAAAUCUGCUGUUUGGGUUUUUUUUUUAAAGACCUUUUCUUUAUGAAAAUGUACAGUAAAUUUUGACACAUAGUAAAGUACAUGAAACCUAACUUUACGUCUAGUGGGAAUAAGUUGUACAAAAGUCUUUCCAUGUCAUAGUGGUAUAUUUCAUUAAAACCAUGUCACUUUGCACAGUCAUUUAUGAAUUUGAGAUUGUUAAUAUCCUGAUGUUUUCCACAUGAUUGAUUAAAUGCAUAAUGGAAAUAGAUCUGUUAUUUUAAAACUUGGCCUGUACAUCUGUACAUGUAUAAAACCAUAUUCAUUUUUGUGGUCACUCUGGCACUUUCUGUGAAUUGGCCAAUAAAUUUAAUUUUAGAAUUUCACAUAAAA
Calidris pugnax (ruff) is the source of this 14220-nucleotide messenger RNA. It is a transcript of the gene CLSTN2, whose product is annotated as calsyntenin 2. Gene Ontology annotation, biological process: homophilic cell-cell adhesion; positive regulation of synapse assembly; positive regulation of synaptic transmission. Bases 157 to 2799 code for a protein of 880 amino acids. The transcript has 16 exons. Gene Ontology annotation, molecular function: X11-like protein binding; calcium ion binding; amyloid-beta binding. The record is from RefSeq and is a predicted model, not a curated record. NCBI's taxonomy places the organism in Eukaryota, Metazoa, Chordata, Aves, Charadriiformes, Scolopacidae. Gene Ontology annotation, cellular component: postsynaptic membrane; cell surface.